AUGUCAGCCCAAGAAGAAUUCGACCAGCUGGUGCACAACAACCGUGCCCUCACAUCAUCCCACCCCGAAGACCGCGACGACUCCCCGCACUUCUCCGACGACAACGACUCCCUUUCCUCCCCACCACGUCCCCUGCGCCAACGUCGCGUGAUCGACUCCUCCGACGAGGACGAGGAUAACACUGACAACAUGGUCUCCUCGCGUGGCAACUACCACGUCCCCAACACCGUCUUUGAAGCCAACACCGGUCCCAAGGGGGUCAUCGCCGAUGCCCAGGCCUUUGAGCGCGCCCGCAAAAAGUCCUUCCGCAAGACCCUCCUCAGUGCGGCAGGCUUCGACUCCAACGGUCCCGCCUUUGGCUCCAAUAAGGGGACUCGGGAUGAGACACCGGCUUCGGCACCCGAGGGAUCCUCGGGUAGUGAUGAUGACGAGGAUCGGUUCAUGCGCAAGUGGCGCACCUCGCGCAUGCAGGAGCUUCAGAACCGCGAUAUGCGGCGUCUGUCUCCACGUGGGCGGCGCUUUGGGUCUGUAGAGACCGUUGAUGCGGUGGGGUACCUCGAUGCGAUUGAGAAGGUUACCUCGGAGACUGUCGUGGUUGUGUGCAUUUAUGAUCCUCGCUCUGAUGACAGUGCCAUUGUCGAGGAAUGCCUCGUCACUAUUGCCCGCAGGCAACCUACUACCCGCUUUGUCAAGUUGCAUCAUGAAAUUGCCGAGAUGGAUCAUAUUCAGGCUCCUGCACUGCUGGCCUACCGUGGUGGGGAAGUCUUUACCACGAUUACGGAUAUCAUUCGCAACAUUCCCAAGGGCCGCAGCUGUAGUGCUGACAGUCUGGAAGACCUGUUGAAGCUGAACCGUGUGCUUUGA
Messenger RNA from Penicillium daleae, 864 nucleotides. RefSeq names its product phosducin family protein. The transcript has 3 exons. Bases 1 to 864 code for a protein of 287 amino acids. NCBI's taxonomy places the organism in Eukaryota, Fungi, Ascomycota, Eurotiomycetes, Eurotiales, Aspergillaceae. The record is from RefSeq and is a predicted model, not a curated record. Gene Ontology annotation, biological process: regulation of G protein-coupled receptor signaling pathway.